Molecule: messenger RNA, 1984 nt
Organism: Syngnathus acus (greater pipefish)
Lineage: Eukaryota; Metazoa; Chordata; Actinopteri; Syngnathiformes; Syngnathidae
Gene: gnai1
Product: guanine nucleotide binding protein (G protein), alpha inhibiting activity polypeptide 1
Exons: 9
Coding region: 271-1335 (354 amino acids)
Biological process (GO): adenylate cyclase-modulating G protein-coupled receptor signaling pathway
Cellular component (GO): heterotrimeric G-protein complex
Molecular function (GO): GTP binding; G protein-coupled serotonin receptor binding; GTPase activity
Source: RefSeq, a predicted model, not a curated record
UGGCUGCUCCUCGCACGCAUUUCAACUGCUGCCGCCGCAACGGAUGGAGCGGAGCACCAGCAGCCAGCGUGAGAGGCGCCCCCGACCAUUUUCCAACCCGUCAAAUUAGCUCGCAUCUCGGCGAUAGAAACGCCCUCCUUCAGGGUAGAGAGGUUCAGCUUCCGCCUCGAAGACAUCGAUUCUCAUUUUUAGGGCGUGUGUCAGCUGGCAGGAGGAGAACAUUUGAACUAUUCCAUGUGGGUUUAGUGAAGACAUUUUAGCUGGUUGAGGAUGGGCUGCACGCUGAGCACCGAGGACAAGGCGGCGGUGGAGCGGAGCAAAAUGAUCGACAGGAACCUGAGGGACGACGGCGAGAAGGCGGCGCGGGAGGUCAAGCUGCUGCUGCUGGGUGCCGGCGAGUCGGGCAAGAGCACCAUCGUCAAGCAGAUGAAGAUCAUCCACGAGGCGGGCUACUCGCGAGAGGAGUGCAAGCAGUACAAGGCGGUGGUCUACAGCAACACUAUCCAGUCCAUCAUCGCCAUCAUCAGGGCCAUGGGCCGCCUCAAGAUCGACUUUGGCGACGCCGCCAGAGCCGACGACGCACGGCAGCUCUUUGUGCUGGCCGGAUCCGCCGAGGAGGGCUUCAUGACGACGGAACUGGCCGGCGUCAUCAAGCGGCUGUGGCAGGACGCCGGCGUCCGGGCCUGCUUCGGACGCUCGCGCGAGUACCAGCUCAACGACUCGGCCGCGUACUACCUGAACGACCUGGAGCGCAUCUCGCAGGGCUUUUACAUCCCCACGCAGCAGGACGUGCUGCGCACCCGCGUCAAGACCACCGGCAUCGUGGAGACGCAUUUCACCUUCAAGGACCUCCACUUCAAGAUGUUCGACGUGGGCGGCCAGCGGUCCGAGCGCAAAAAGUGGAUCCAUUGCUUCGAGGGCGUGACCGCCAUCAUCUUCUGCGUGGCGCUCAGCGACUACGACCUGGUGCUGGCCGAGGACGAGGAGAUGAACCGAAUGCACGAGAGCAUGAAGCUUUUCGACAGCAUCUGCAACAACAAGUGGUUCACCGACACAUCCAUCAUCCUCUUUCUCAACAAGAAGGACCUCUUUGAGGAGAAGAUCAAGAUGAGCCCGCUCACCAUCUGCUACCCGGAGUAUCCAGGCUCCAACACGUACGAGGAGGCGGCGGCCUACAUCCAGUGUCAGUUUGAAGACCUGAACAAGCGCAAGGACACUAAGGAGAUCUACACGCACUUCACGUGCGCCACCGACACCAGGAAUGUGCAGUUUGUCUUUGACGCCGUCACCGACGUCAUCAUCAAGAACAACCUGAAAGACUGCGGCCUAUUCUGAGAGCCGUCGCCGCCGCCGCUCUUUCUUACUCCAGGUUGCAUUUUUGUUGAAGGAAUGUCCAUGGAGCGGGGCAGAGGCGUUCCCCCGACCCCACCACGCCCCCCCCCCCCCCCCCCUCCCCUCGGCCACGCGCUGUACAGUAACGCCGCCUUUAACAGCUUUAUUUAUGUUAUUGUCUCGGGACACUUUGUGUCAGGUGUUUUUAUCGUUAUCAAACCGGCGGGCUUCUACUUUUUUUUUCUCUUUUUUUUUUUUUUUUUUACUUUUACUCGAGGAAAGGCUUUGACUUUUUUUAUCUUGAAAAAUGGCGACGGGUGUGUAGCCAGAACACCCCCCACCACCACCACCUGCAAUAUUGUUACAUUCAGAUUCAGGAUUUUUUCUUUUUAAACUCUAUAAAAAUCUCCAUUGGGGGGCGUGGCACCUUAUAUAUUUUCCUAUUUUUUGCAAGGAUCGGGAGCGCAGCCAUUUUGUUUUAUUAUCCCCCGCAAGAUGACAGAGGUUCUGCUGCGCUCGCUCGGCAUUAUUUUUUUUCCUGUGAGGUGGGGGCGGGGGUGGACACUGUACAUCACUGAACCUUUGCAUAAUCAUCUCCUUUAUUUUGAUAAUAAAAAAAAAAGAAAACAGGAAAACUUUCUACAAGCAAUCA